CCUUUUCUUUAUUAUAAAAUCAUGAAUGAAUUAAACUGGAUGGAAGAAAAGAAGUCGAUGGAAGAGGUUCCUUACAUCAAUCAAGUCUUCAGCACAGAUCACAUAUCACCUCUACUUCCUUCUCCGCCUAUUGGAAAGGAAUCAUUUCUCUUACCAAGUCGCUCUUCUAGUAUAAGUGGUACACAAGCCAGUAGUUGGCACCCCCUUUGGAACAGUGGAGAUUCCAUCUGGAAGACAGAUGAGGAUUCAGUAGUUCGUCAAAGAAGUAACAGUAUGAUCCCUUAUACAACCGCCGCAGCUUUAGAAGACUAUUUUCAACCACGAAAAGGUUUACAGAAAAGACAUUCGGUAGUAUCAACAGAGUAUGAUUUUGUAUAUAGGCAAGAAGGUGUCUAUCGACCACCUACGCCACCCUUUCAGGAACCAGUAGUGAUCAAUCCUACAUCAGUGAGUGUAAAUGUUCAACAGUUGGGUAAAGGGACACCUAUACAUCAAGUAAAGAGUAAUCAAAUGUAUCAAGUUCAAUUCAAGUUGAAUCGAAACGAUUACUUUUAUUUGAAUAAGCAUGAAAAUAUAAAAGUGAAUGACUACGUGGUUGUAGAAGGCGAUAGAGGAUUUGAUAUGGGAAGAGUGAUUGAUAUAGUAGAAAAGAGAAAAGUAGCAGAUAAAUACAUCAAACAGUUAUAUUGUAAAGCAAGUAAUGUAGACAUAGACAACUACUUGACAAAAGAACAAGAAGAACAAAAGGCUUUAGCUAUUUGUCAAUGGAAGAUCAAACAAAAGAAUUUAAAGAUGAAAGUGAUAGAUGCAGAAUAUCAAUGGGAUCGUCGUAAGCUUACCUUUUAUUUUCAUGCCUCCGAACGGAUUGACUUUAGAGACUUGGUUCGUGAACUAUUCAAAAUAUACAAGACCCGUAUUUGGAUGUCUUGUGCAUAAAUAAAUUCAAUUGUUUCUAUUGGAUAGCUUAUAAUCGUCAUAUGGC
Molecule: messenger RNA, 982 nt
Organism: Rhizopus microsporus ATCC 52813
Lineage: Eukaryota; Fungi; Mucoromycota; Mucoromycetes; Mucorales; Rhizopodaceae
Product: PSP1-domain-containing protein
Exons: 2
Coding region: 22-936 (304 amino acids)
Cellular component (GO): cytoplasm
Source: RefSeq, a predicted model, not a curated record